Molecule: messenger RNA, 3892 nt
Organism: Odontomachus brunneus
Lineage: Eukaryota; Metazoa; Arthropoda; Insecta; Hymenoptera; Formicidae
Gene: Capr
Product: caprin homolog
Exons: 6
Coding region: 55-2073 (672 amino acids)
Cellular component (GO): cytoplasm
Molecular function (GO): RNA binding
Source: RefSeq, a predicted model, not a curated record
AUUCGGAUACCAUUCUAAGGAACCAGUUCAGUUUGCGUUUGUUGCCCGUGAAGGAUGCCUUCUGCCAACCCCAAACUAGAGAAACAGGCCUCUACGGAGACCGCAGAACCCAUUCGUCAAGCGAUUAUCGUAAUCGAGCACAAGAUACGGAAUCUCGAGAAGCGUAAGGGUAAGCUAGAAUCGUAUAGGGAUCUGCAGAAGAACGGGAGGGAGCUAAACUCUGACCAGAAAACAGCGGUCGCCAAAUAUGACGAAGUGCUUCAAACAUUGGACAUCACUCGAGAAUUGUAUAAGCAAAUCGUUGCUAUCGCCAACGAUGGAGUCAAACAGCAAAAGAAGUUGGCGCGAAAGGAGGCUGUUGAGCGGAUGCAGCAUGACAUCAUAAAGGUACGAGAAGUGCUCAUUAUUCAAGAUACCUUGAUAAAUAUGGGCACCGAUUCCGCUAGAGGUGAUUUUCUUAACGGUAAGAAUGGUGCUAUAAAGCUGUCGGAGGAGGAUUUAAAGCACCUGGACAGCUUUUAUAAUGAACUAUCAAUGAAACAUCAACGCGAGGAAGGUGAGCCAACCUUUCUUCAACAAGUUCAGAAAGCUGCAGAACAUUAUGUUGCGCUUGUUGAGGGAAAGCAACGUGAAGUAGUUGGCACUACGUACAACAAAUUGAAGGACAUCAUUGCGAGCAUCAACCAAUGCGGGUAUUUUGAUCAGGUCCACGAAUCCGAGGCAGUACCCGUAGAAGAGGUUACCGAAACUUUAGCUGAAACACAAACUAUUGAUGGACCAACGGCACAAGAACAAGUCAAUGAAGAAUACAACAGUAACGACAGGCACAUUCCACCGGAAUCUAUGAUACCCAUUCCAAAUUUUCCCGUUCAAGUAGCCCCGCUUCCCGUUGUUUCUGGUGCUGCGCCGGUCUCGGGGCCUAUUCCGGUCGUACCACAGCCAAUACCGCCGCAUCCAACUGCCCCAGUUGAUACUCCAUAUUACACGAACGCUACCAGCUUUGUACCGCAACAACAGCAACAACAACCUCAACCACAGCAGCCGCAGCAGCAACAGAAUCAACAAUCCCAACAGCAACCACCACCGGCUCCUAGAAUCAACGACGUCAUAGGCACACCAAACUUCUUCUUCUUGCAAGAAUCCGAGCUUGAUUCGCCAGACGUCACAUCACAGGCACCUAUUGUGUCGCACAUUCCUCCCGCGGUGAACGCGCCGAUUCCGUCGCAGACUUUCACAAACCAGAAUUUCGCAAACGCGCCUGUUGGAGUACCCCAACAAGUUAUUUAUCCGCACCAACCGCCGCAGGAUAUGUCACACAUUCCCGGAUUUGCAAAUCCCAAUCCACCACCGCCUAUUCCGAUGCCGCCUUCUCAUCAGCAACCGAACAUGCAGUACAGUCCGCAACAUCCAACUGGUUUCCAGCCGCAACAAUCACAGCAACAGAAUGGUGGACAGCAAUUACCUCAGCAAGGGCAGACGCAAAACUUUGAACAGGCACCCCAUCAACAGCAGGAAUCUCAAACAUCUACAGAAGUAAAUGAGAAAACUGAAAAUGGUUCGAGUGAGACUACUGUUGCUAUGGAAUCCGAGCUGGAACAACAAACUGAAUCUGUCGAUUGGUGUCAGAUGACCGAAACCAACGAUUGGAGUCAACCCGAUCAACAACAGCAGUCUGUUCAAGAUUCUCAUCAAACACCACAGCAGCAAACAUCUCAACAGACUUGGACUGAUCAACGUGGUGGGUACAGAGGAAGGGGCGGUAGAAGAGGAACCUCGAAUGGCUACAAUGGCAGAGGCAGGGGCAAUUAUCAACAAAAUGGACGUGCAGGACAAGGCACAUACUACCGCAAUGAUAGUAAUUAUCAAAACGGGUAUCAACAACGCUCUUGGGUAAACAACGACGGAAAUAAUGGAUACAAUAGUGGCUUUAAACGCGGUGGUGGCGGUGGACCCAGGGGAGGUCCACGAAGCGAGCGCGGCAUAGACAGAGGUGGUCGUGGGCAAUUUCGAGGCCAAAGGGGAGGUAAUCGAGGCGGAUACACUCCCCGUGGCAAGCCUCAUACGCAACAAUAAAUGUGAAAAGACAAAGAAGAAAAUGCGACAGUAUGUAAAUGCACAGUGAAAUAUUGUAACGAUGCUCUUAAGAUCAUGAUUCAACUGUCUAUUUAUGAAAAAGCUUAAGUCGAAACAAUGCAUUUGCAAUACAAAGUAAGACUCAAAGUUUAGAUGCCGUGCAGUAUCUCGUGCAUGAGUGUUAUACAUAAUAAUUUUGAUAUUAAACAAAAACUAUCUUCAAGUGAGAUAUGUAGGUUUUGUAAUAUACAGAAAAAUAUCUGUAUAACGUGUUUUUUAUCCGUUACAUAUUCACACGUUGCAUUAAGUAAUUUCACGCGAAUAAAGUUAAUUAGUUAUAAAGCAAGACAGUUUUGCAUCUGAUGCAAUACCUAUAAACGUUACAGAUCGCGACGUGAAUAUAAUAUAUGUAUAAAAAAAAAGAAGACAAAUUCGACGAAAUCCUUAAAAAACGCGUGUGCUAGUAUUUGCUGGAGCUUGCGGCUUAGGAUAUUUCUUAAAUAUGACAUUGAUCAAAUGAAACUUUGCAUUUGAAUUUGGUAUCUGCAAUCACGAAGAUUAAAGUUGAUAUGAAGACGACGCAGAAGGGGAACAUUGUGAUAUAAAGGGAGCUGUACCAAAUUCAGAAGUGUGAACCUACCAUGCAAGUAUUAUUGUGUUGUGACAGAAGGCAGGUUUCACAGGGCAACAACAGCUAAUCUGUAAAGAUUAGAAAAAAUAUAUAUAAUAAUUUUAUUAUAAAAAAAAAUAAAAAAAACGAGAACUCACCUAACAAACAUUUCACGCAAAGACAAACAAGAACUUAUUUAAAGAGUAACGUUAAGAUGAUUAUAAGUAUAUAGGCGAUCUGCACGACCAUCUCUUCGUCUUGUGGCGCAUCGUUCCAGAGAGAAUUUUCUAAGAUACCAGAAAAAAGAGGAUACAGUGAACAAUGCCUUCUACGCUAAAUAUUAUACCUUCUUAACUUCAUACCCCGAUCUGUUGAAUAACAAUCAUGUAACUUUUCCUGAAGAGCGGAAAUUUGAGGAGUAAAAUUUCACUUGAAUUCUACGAUCUUUAGUAAUCAUAUAUAAACUUUCUGAAUUAUAAAUAUUUAAAACUUCAUGUUUCCACUCUUAGGAGAAAGUUAUUUGACUGCCACUCUGAUUGUUGUAUGAAUUGGAGAGACUUAAUGAGAUAAAUGAUUAACAAAUUUAUCGAGAAGUCUAAGUAGCUCAAGAAUUGUUAGUGAUUUUGGGAUAUGUAAACAUCUGUAAAAGGCAUUUUUCACAUAGUGUGAUAUGUGUCGUGACAUCGUGUACACUGUUUACGAACCGUGUUGCUCCCGCUUCUAUUUUUUCUGCGUAAUUCCAAAAAUUCUUCACGGUCGUCGCCCAUGCAGUUGGCCAAGCGAAAGAGAUCGCGGUGCAAUGUCCUCGUUUAACGAUGCAACGCAUUACCUGAUUUUUUUUUGUAUUAUGAGACAAAGAAAGAAUAAGAAGAAACGAAUGAUUAUUUUUAAAAUGGAGGAAGCGACAGGUGCGCGGGGCUUUAGAAUGUAAGUCGAAUCCAGUGUAUAAUUACUAAGAGAAAGAAAGAGAAGUUGCAAGAUUGAGAAAGGAAAAGAAAAAAAGUAUGCGCUUUUCACAGCGCACUGCCGAAUAAGUCACGCUCCACCGUAAAACACGCGAUUAAGAGUACCAUUUAAUUGUAUUUCGUUUGUACAUUUGUGUUUAAUCACUCUCCCCUCUUCUCCCUCCCUUCAUCUACGAUUACGUUAAACUAUCCUAUAAAAAAAGCUACCUGUAUAUCUUCCAAAUAAAGAUCUAAUUCAAUCCUA